Molecule: messenger RNA, 897 nt
Organism: Acanthamoeba castellanii str. Neff
Lineage: Eukaryota; Discosea; Longamoebia; Acanthamoebidae
Product: alcohol dehydrogenase GroESlike domain containing protein
Exons: 7
Coding region: 1-897 (298 amino acids)
Molecular function (GO): oxidoreductase activity
Source: RefSeq, a predicted model, not a curated record
AUGCGUAGCGUGACCCUUACCGAGUUCGGCACUGAGGAGGGCUUCUCCUUCAUGAAGAAUUGUGCACGGCCAGAAGUCGCGGACGACGAGGUGCUGGUGCGGGUCAAGGCGAGCGCGGUGGCGCCCAUCGACGGCGCGGUGCGCCGGGGAGACUUUGCGCAGUUCGUGCGGCUGCCGGCAGUGCCCGGCUAUGCUGUGUCUGGCGUCGUCGAGAAGUUGGGCAUGGAGGUCGACCGCUUCAAGGUGGGCGACGAAGUCAUCGCGUACAAGCCACUGGAGAUCAACCACGAGGAGGCGGUGGCAUGUCUUCUCGGUGGCAUAUGGUCCUACACCGCGCUGCACUACCACUUCAAACUCUCGCCCGGCGAGACCGUGCUCGUACUGAAUGGUGAAACUCGCUUCGACCAGGUGAUCGCUGCCGCGUCUUCGGUCGAGGAGUUGAACUUCUUGAACGAUCUUCGCGUCACGCUGGACCGAGUGAUAGACUUAACGACAGAGAGUCUUGUGGAUGCGGUGAUGGAAGAGACCGGAGGACAGGGCGUGGACUUCCUCCUCGAAACCAUUCCGUUGACCGAGCACCUGUCGACCACCACCGCUGCAGAGAAGGAGAAGCGAGAGCGGGAGAUGUCGCCGAUCAUCUCCGAGAUGGUGUCGUCCGAGGCACGCGGUCGCGCUGCCUAUCCCUCCCGGCGUGAUCUCAUACACGUUCUGAGCGACCUGAUGGAAAAGGUUUCCAAGGAGGAGAUCGUGCCCAAGGUGACCAAGUCCUUUAUCCUGGAGAAGAUCCGAGAGGCCCACGCACGCUGGACACCAACAACGUCGGCACCAUCAUCAUCAAGCACUGACGCUGUGUCUUGCGGCACAGAAAAAAAGAAAAAAACCCAUUACCCACGCUAG